UACAGUCUACAUAUUUCGAUUCAUCACAAUUUCAAAAUGCAAUUCGUAACCCUUUUGCUUGUUAUCUUGUCACUUUCUCUGUCGACGUUUGCUUUUGACGUGGCAAGGAAAGUCAAUCCUGAAACCUCCGCAGUUGCGAGACCUGAAGUUUCUGAAUAUCCUGAAAUUCCAGAAGGUACAAAACUUCAAGAGUUUGUCAUGAUGGACAUUGAGAUCGAGGAGGAAGACGCUGACAAUAGGGACGAAACGAUUCAAAGGAUAAAAUGCGUACCGAGCCAAUGCAAUCAAAUUUGUAGGGUUUUAGGAAAGAAAUGUGGUUAUUGCAAAAAUUCAUCUACAUGUGUUUGUUUAGGAUAAAAUGAUUAAAUGUUGUAAGCCAGCAGCUGAAUAAAAAUAAAGAUUUUUUUAUAAAAAUUAUCUGAAAA
Molecule: messenger RNA, 425 nt
Organism: Hermetia illucens (black soldier fly)
Lineage: Eukaryota; Metazoa; Arthropoda; Insecta; Diptera; Stratiomyidae
Exons: 2
Coding region: 37-357 (106 amino acids)
Source: RefSeq, a predicted model, not a curated record